Tachysurus fulvidraco (yellow catfish) is the source of this 904-nucleotide messenger RNA. RefSeq lists its product as uncharacterized. Lineage: Eukaryota; Metazoa; Chordata; Actinopteri; Siluriformes; Bagridae. The record is from RefSeq and is a predicted model, not a curated record. Gene Ontology annotation, biological process: biosynthetic process. The transcript has 8 exons. The coding region runs from base 1 to 825 and encodes 274 amino acids.
AUGAAAGCUGUUGUUUUGGCUGCAGGUUAUGGGACGAGGCUCCAGAGAGACAUUGAGAAGGAACAGAAUAAACACUUUAAACAUUUACAUGGCGUUGCUAAAGCUCUACUUCCGGUUGGAGACCGCGUCCUCGUCUCCCAUUGGCUCAGAGCUCUCACUCAGUCUGAGUGUAUAGAUCAAGUCUUUGUGGUCACCAAUGCACUUUACCAUGAAGAUUUCCAGCUCUGGGCUCAAGAAUUCCCCAGUGUUCAAGUCCUUAACGACGGAACGAGAAAUAAUGAGAAGCGACUCGGGGCAGUUGCAUGCCUUCAGCUGGCGGUGAAUCACUUUGCUGUGCACGAUGAUGUCAUUGUGAUCGGAGGUGACACACUGUUUAAAGAGGACUUCAGUCUCAGAAAGUUCACAGAGCGAUUUGCUGAGGUGCAGAAGAAAAGUGAAGACGGAAACUUGGUGGUCACUUGUCAGUGCAAGGACGAGGAAACGUCAAAAUACGGCAUCCUGGAGGUGGAUUCAGACUUUCGGGUGCAGCACAUGAAGGAAAAGCCUCUGCCGUCUGAGACACGCUCACGCAGCGCCUGUCCCUGUUUUUACUUGUUUUCAAGAACAACACUUCCUCUGCUGGACGUCUUCCUGAAGGAGAAGGAGACACGGCCACUCGAGGAGAAAGAUGCACCGGGGAACUUCCUGUCAUGGCUUAUAGCAAGAAGGCCAGUGUACGUGCACGAGGUUUCAGGGCGCUUCGAUGUCGGAAACCUGGCAUCGUACACCGAGUGCGACAGAUACUUCAGAGAACAGCUUCAAAAUCCAGACGUUUAUUUAAUCUAGUAUUCCAACAGAGAUAUUUGGAUCCGCAGAUCCCGUGAUGAAAAAAAUAAAAUAAAAUAAAUUUUGUGCUCUAACUGGC